Molecule: messenger RNA, 1978 nt
Organism: Bemisia tabaci
Lineage: Eukaryota; Metazoa; Arthropoda; Insecta; Hemiptera; Aleyrodidae
Product: FERRY endosomal RAB5 effector complex subunit 3
Cellular component (GO): cytoplasm
Source: RefSeq, a predicted model, not a curated record
UCUACCAUUCUUCCUUUCAUUUUUUUAUUUUGAUCCUGUGAAAUGCAAUGUUUUUAUCAUUAUCGUGUUAUCAUGUCAUAUCAAUAUCACUUGUUAUCGGAACGCUCAGGAUGGGUGGAUGGAUGUGAAGUAAUUUAUCUUUUAUUUUAAACCGCCUGCUGAUCUUUUUGUUAAUGAAUAUAGAAAACUUCUACUUAAUUUGUGUACGGUGACAAUAAUUGUUCGGCGGUCUUUUAGCAUCUCUAUAGGAGAUUUGUUUACAGUCACCCGAACAGCAGAAAGAUAAUCAAAAGGCACUGUCUCAUGAUAUAUAUUUGCAAUGGCAAGUGCAAAUCACAACGGUCAUCCUGAUGAGAACGGUAAAGGUAUCGCAAGUUUCCAAUACCGUUUGCCAGUUUCAUCUACCUCCUCACCUCGAAACUUAGAAGUUCCCAUUUCGAUUCCUUUCAAUGAGUCAAUACCUGAAUUUGUUUCAAGACUUAUUAGUACCUUUCAGCUUCCAUACCACGUGAAACCAGAUUUACUCAAGUCUCUGAAUGAUUUCAUCGAAUCAAAAACUCUUGAGUUCCAUGAUAAAGAGUCACAAGAAGUGUUGGAGAAGUGUAAUGAUGGUAAAAUAGAUAUUGAAGAGAUCAUUAAAAUUUGGGAGAAAGCAUUCAAAGCUGAAACUCUCCAGUAUGUGAAAAAAGAAGGCACCUCUGACAGCGAAUUAUUUUCGAGUGUCUAUCAUAAACUAGUUCAUUCCGGCUCUGCUUUGGAGACAAUUUUGCAAGUAGAAAAUUCAUAUGCCUUAGCAGUUGCAGAGCUGAUAUCACAACGAGACAUCCAACUAAAAUCUCUUUCAGCUUGGCAAACAGAAGAAAUGUGUCGUGCUGUAGAAGGUGUUGACAUUUAUAGCACGGAAAAAGAUGUAAAUGAUCUGGCUGCAAGUCAUUUUGAAGACCAAAAUCUGGUGCACGGAAAAUGGAAUAGUGAAGUUGAUGCUUUAAAGGAAAGUCAACGGAAAGAUUACAGAGAGUGGUUGAUGAAACUGCUUGAAGAACAAGAAACUGCCUCAUUGUCACACUUCAGUCCGCUGGAGCCCAGCAAAGAUACAGCUCCAAUUUUGGAGGAAAGUUUUACAAUUCAUUUAGGUUCUCAACUAAAACAAAUGCACAACAUAAGGAUCCUAUCGGCAGAUGUUUUCGACUUUUGUGCUAACAAACUAGAUGAAUCUGGUGGCUCAGAAAUUCAACCACAACGUCUUCAGACUUCUCUUGGAUUGUACUCUAACGAUCUUUGCGGACUAGUAUUAUUGUCUGACGCUCAUAUAGGCAGUUUUGCAGGCCCAACCAAAGAAUUCUGUGAUGUAAGCUCCAAGUCAACUGAAUUUCAUUUCGAAGAUACAGAGGAUCAAUUGGAAUCAAUUAGAAAUAGAGUGCGAGAAGCGGUCAGUUGGAGGCAAUCAUUCGCCCAACCAUUACAAAGUGUUGAUACACAGGCCAAGAGAGGAAGCGGCUCAAAAACUUUACAAACUGGCGAUAUAUUCAUCACUCGGCACUCUAAUUUAUCCUCAGUACAUGUUGUAUUUCACAUGGUGGUGGACGAUUCUUUACGCUCCAAUGAUCUGAACUCUAGACAUCCUGUUGUGCUUGGUCUGCGGAACAUUUUAAAAACAGCCUGUUGUUAUGAUGUGACUACUUUAACCAUUCCUCUCCUCCUCAUGCAUGAAAUGACUGAGGAGAUGACCGUUGCAUGGUGCACUAGACGAGCAGAGCUGAUCUUUAAAUGUGUAAAAGGCUUCAUGAUAGAGAUGACCUCUUGGGGAGGCUCGGAUUUAAAAAAUCUGCAAUUCCUAGUGCCCAAAGGUAUAUCAGAGGAAGUGUUUUCAAGUCUUGCUUCAAUGCUGCCCAGUAUUUUUAGAAUCUCAAAUCCACUUGUCUUCAAAGCUAGUUCUAGUGCAUCUUCAAAAUAAAUUCCCUACCAAGAAAAACCUGAA